Gaeumannomyces tritici R3-111a-1 is the source of this 4604-nucleotide messenger RNA. RefSeq lists its product as hypothetical. Gene Ontology annotation, biological process: trehalose catabolic process. The coding region runs from base 23 to 3064 and encodes 1013 amino acids. The record is from RefSeq and is a predicted model, not a curated record. Lineage: Eukaryota; Fungi; Ascomycota; Sordariomycetes; Magnaporthales; Magnaporthaceae. Gene Ontology annotation, cellular component: fungal-type cell wall. Gene Ontology annotation, molecular function: alpha,alpha-trehalase activity; carbohydrate binding. The transcript is spliced from 3 exons.
CACCGCUCCUACACCUUGAUCUAUGAUGAGACGCUGGCUGGCAUAUCUGGUGCUGCCACUCACCACCUUUGCCGCGCCAGCAACCUCGGGCGCUGCUCCGGACUGGGUAUCGUGGGACGAUGAAACAUGGACGCUGACAUCGAAAAAGCCCUUGCCGGGCACCUUUACAGCUUGGCAGGCACAGACAAAUGGCUACAUAGGACUUGCGCAGGGUUCCCUUGGGCCGUUCUUCGAGCUGAGCCGCUUCAACGAUUCGGAGGGCUGGCCGUCUUACAGUGCUCCGCGGAGGACAUUCGCUACCGUCACGGGGUUCUGGGGCAGCGAGCCCAGCACAGACGAGCUGGAGCCCAGGGGCGAGAGCUUCAUCUCGGGACUGCCCCACUUCACCGACCUGCUCAUCCAGGCCUGUGGCGAUCUGCUUGACGGGUCGACUGACGUGGCGCAAAUCAGUGAUUUUACGUCCUCGCUCUCGUUCUCGGAAGGCAUAGCAACAUGGUCUUAUACGUGGCGUCCCCCUAGCUGCAGCGGCGAGGGCAUGGCCAUCUCGGUCAAGUACGAGUCGUUCUUAUCACUUGCUGAGCGACAGAUGGCGGCGGUGAAGCUGUCCAUAUCCAGCAGUUCAGCGUUUGACCAGGUGGUUAUUGUUGACAAGCUGGAUCAGCAGAGUGCGCUUCGUACGACGUCGGUUCCGCAGAAUAAGGGGGAUGCUCCAGCCGACGGUCUGGAGACCAUUUGGGCCGUUUCGCCUGUUGGCGUUGAGACCACUACCGCGUACAUCGUCUCGGUUUUGGGUGGUGACGUGCUGGGCCGCAAUGCGUCGGCAAGCUGCCUUGGCAGCAGCUGUAGUGAGCGGCCAACACUAAUGGCCAGCAAUAUAACCGAGGGUCAGGGGUCUGGGGCAAGCAGCAAAGAGUACCGGCUGCGCUCGAGCUCCCGCUCGGCCACGGUCUACAAGUACGUUGGUGUGGCCUCGACUGACCACUUUGGAGACGGCGCGGACGGCAUCGCAUCGGCGGCGGCCAGGCAGGCCAAGAGCCAGGGCUACGAGGUCGCCCGCAAAGCGCACAGCCAGGCUGUGUCACAGCUCAUGGCCAGCCCCUUGGUUGCCGACUUUCGAGACCCAGUGACGGGUGCUCUUCCACGAGACGGGAUGGUCCGGGCGCUCCAGAUCACGGCCAUUUCGUCGGCCUACUACCUUUACACCAACCUGCUGCCCUUUGAUCCGCAGGUUGACUCGGACCCGGGCAGUUGCAGGGCGUGCAACUCACUUAGCGUGGGCGGGCUCGCGUCCCAGGCCUAUGGAGGCAAGGUGUUCUGGGACGCCGACAUGUUCAUGGCGCCGGCCGCGCAGGGGACGCACCCGCGCCUAGCCCGGCAGUUUGAGCUCUACCGCAUCAAUCGGGCCGCCCAGGCGCGCCAGAACACGGACAGGCACGGCCUCAAGCCGGGCAGCGCGCUGUACCCCUGGACCAGUGGGCGCUAUGGACAGUGCUACAACACAUCGGCGCCUUGCGUCAUGUACCAGUACCACCUCAACGCCGACAUCGCGCUGAGCAUGAUCACGGCGAGGAAUACGAGCGGUGACGCCGCGUGGUUCGACAAGGGCGGCGCCGCCGACAUCCUGGACGGCAUAGCGAUGGGGCUGAGCGGCGUUCUGAGUCCCCGCAACGACACGGCGGCGCGGACCUGGGGCAUCGAUGUUAUGACCGACGCCGACGAGUACUACAUGUUUGUAUCGGACGGCUCCUUCACCUCUGCGGCCACGAGCGUGGUGCUUGAGAAUGCGGCCAACCUGCGGCGGCAGCGCGGCCAGGCGCUUGAGGAUCUGUGGGUCGAGCAGACGGGGAACAUGGCGAUGCCGACCUCUCCAGACGGGAGCAUCGUGCUCGAGUUCCGCGGUAUGCCCAACAGCAUCGUGUCCAAGCAGGCCGACGUGAUCCUGGCGCACUUCCCUUUCGACUACCGACUGGGCGGAUUUGAUGAGGCCAAACGUCGGGCCGCCAUGAACUAUUACGCCGUGCGCCAGGAUGCCGCGGGCCCGGCCAUGACGUGGGGCAUGUACGCCGUGGCGGCCAACACGCUUGCCCAGUCGGGAUGUGCCUUCUGGACCUUCCUAGUCAAGUCCUUCGAUCCCUACCUGCGCAUGCCGUGGUACCAGUACUCGGAGCAGCAGGACGACCAUUCGAAAGCGGUAGACCCGCUCACGGGCAACCCCAUGCACCCGGCCUUUCCCUUCCUGACGGGCCACGGCGGGCUGCUGCAAACCCUGGCGGCGGGCUUCUUGGGGCUCAAGGUCACUGAUUCCAGCUUGGUGGUAAUGCCGUCCCUGCCGCCGCAGCUCGAGCACUUCAGGCCACCGGUGCAGUUUUAUAACGGCGCCGUUGUCGAGUUCCGCAUGAACCGGACGCACACCCUGAUCACGCGCCUUGACGCCUCGCUGUUUGACGGCCUUGCCCCAGACCAGUACGGCAAGGUGGGCGUCGAUAUGCCAAUCACCAUCGGCCACAGCGUGCAGGAUCCAGACGGCCAGAUCGUCCGUCUAGCCAUCAACCAGACCGUCGUCGUCAAGAACCGGGUCUACGACGACAGCCUCGACGUGGCGGGCAACGUCCUGCAGUGCCGCGACGCCACGUCGCGAGAGCCCACACAGCCGGGGCAGUACCCCUUUGCGGCGACGGACGGAUACUCGGGCACGGCCUGGCAGCCGACGACGGACGAUGCGUCGGCGACACUGACGGUGAACACGUCGUCGCUGCCACCGACACGGCUCGGGGCCGUGCACCUAGACUUUGGCAUGCGGCCGCCCAGGAGCGUCAAGCUGCUGCUGUCUAACAGUAGCAGCGUCUCGGCGACAGAAGCUGCCGUGCAUUCCGUCGUUACUAUCUCGCAGCCCUGGGACCCGGCGUCGCCAGUCGUGCCCUAUGCGGGCAAUACGACGAUUAUCGCGCUGGGGGAUCACAUCUGGAGCGGGGCGUAUGCGCACCUGGUAGUGGAGGGUUGCUGGGCGGGUGACGGGCUCGGGGCCACAGUGGCCGAGUUUGCGCUGGUGGCAAGCAGCGUGUAAGAGGGUCUGCUAACGUCAACUGGGGAAGGUUGGCUAGACAUGCCUAAUUGGGCCAACCCAGUAAAAGCAGACCGCCUGUAGCUCAAAGCACAACCCACUGCAUUGGAUAUCAAACCUGUAGCCAGUGCUUCAGGCGACCCGUUCUAAAAACAUACCGCUUCAACUCACUUCACACUCACGGCCGCUAAAACUCAAUUGAGCACCCUCCCCGCCGAGUUGCGCACUGAGAUCUGGAGCCUCACACUCCUCCCCUCCUCAGGCGUUUGUCGGUGCGACCCGUCCAAGUUUAUCUGGACCCGCAGGGGCUCCCGACAGCCACACGAGGUCGAGGUCGAGGACGCGCGGUGGCUGGUUCCGAAGUGCCGCUACCCCACCAUCGCGCACUUGUGCCGCGAGUCGCGUCUCUUCGCCGUGAGCGUUAUGGAUAAGGAGGUGAGGGAGAACUCGUUCUUCUACUGCAUCGGGCAGGAUACGCGCCUUUUCAUCCCCGAGAUCGAUACCUUUUGGCUCGACGAUGACGGCGAAUACGGUGCGACCCUGAGCAAUCACAUCGUCUGGCACCCGUGCGGCGCCAUCGGCAGCCAGGCCCGCGCCAUCCGGAAUCUCGCCGUGUCAAUAGCGCUUCUCCAACCGCGCCGGCCGGAAGAACACUUCACGUGCUGGGACACGUAUAGAUACCGAUGUGUUGGGCAUUUUAGCAGCCUACAACGCGUCGACGUCGUGUUUGGACGCGUGCCGAUGGAGACGCGAUUCGAUGGUUACAAGACGGAUAGGGACUGCUGGGAGGCCGCGGCCCGGGGAGAGGUCCGGGAAGAGGCCAUGGAACAACACGACGGCAAUGUCGUUCUUACGGGGAUGUACGACGUGCCGGAGCUACGGCCGGUAAAGGAGUUGCAGGGGUCGGGCUUCGAAACUGCUGGGUCAUCGGCGGAUGAGGACCACGACCGAGACCUAGGAGCCGUUAAGGAGAAAUUGGAUAAGGUACGCGCUGACGUGUACGAAGUCUUUCAACGGGAGGCUGUGUAUGGGCAAAGUCGGCGCUACUGCGGUCCCAGGGGUAUAAGGGGCAACGGCCACACGCCGCCAAGGUCUACCCCUGGUGGGAGAAGGAUCUGUCUAAGAUCACGUUCUACGCCUCACGCAUGGCCGAGACGGCUAGGUUCCGGGAACGAACGAUUCGCAAAUCCUUUACUUCGUGGUAAUUGGUAAUUUUCCGAUGACAGCCGUGAUAACCUCCCGCCACCGGGCGUGCUGCCGAAACAGGGAGGUUCGGAGUACCUUUCUGAGCUACCGGAUAGUAACUACCUACCUAGGUUCCCAGGCAGUCGUUCCUGUAUCUUCUAGGUUGAGGGGCACUGCUGUAGUGCUUUACUGACCAGCAAUAGUUAGUGGUUAUUUGGUAUCUGCGCAUAUAGUCGUCCAUCCCGAAAGAACUGCCCCCCAAGCUUGGACUGAGUGCCAGCCCUGAGCUGCCGCCACUACAACCUGAGCAUGGGCGGCAUAGGGGUGGAGGGGUCUUUGAAGAUGCAGAUGAGCUGGA